Molecule: messenger RNA, 1043 nt
Organism: Menidia menidia (Atlantic silverside)
Lineage: Eukaryota; Metazoa; Chordata; Actinopteri; Atheriniformes; Atherinopsidae
Source: the annotation of a GenBank genome assembly
GAAAUUUACAGAGUGACGUCAUGUUGGUCACGAGGUCUUCCUUGGCAUAUAAAUACAAGGAGCACGACUUCAUUGUUUCAGACCCGGAUUUGAGAAUUGAGUUCUUGCUUCAACAGUGUUUGAACGGAACUUCCUCCUUACAUCCGAACAUUCCUUUCGUUGGCCCUGCAUUCUGUAAUUUCAAAACCUUUUUUUUUACUUGAACACUACUGAAAAAGUUGACGUAAAGCUCUAUUUUUGUACCGUUUUUGAUAAAAAAAACAAAUACGAGAAACAGCCAAAAUGGAGUCCCAAGUGCGUCAGAACUACCACCGUGACUGCGAGGCCGCCAUCAACCGGAUGGUUAACAUGGAGCUUUUUGCCUCCUACACCUACACUUCAAUGGCAUUUUACUUCAACCGUGACGAUGUAGCCCUUCCAGGCUUCUCCCAUUUCUUCAAGGAGAACAGUGACGAGGAGAGGGAACAUGCCGAGAAGCUCUUGUCUUUCCAGAACAAGAGAGGAGGGCGCAUCUUCUUCCAGGAUGUCAAGAAACCUGAACGUGAUGAGUGGGGAAGUGGUCUGGAGGCCAUGCAGUGUGCCCUGCAGCUGGAAAAGAACGUCAACCAGGCUCUGCUGGAUUUGCACAAGCUGGCGUCCGAUCAUGGAGAUCCUCAUCUGUGUGACUUCCUGGAGUCUCACUAUCUGAAUGAGCAAGUGGAGGCCAUCAAGAAGCUGGGUGACUACAUCACCAACCUCACCCGCAUGGAUGCACACAACAACAAGAUGGCCGAAUACCUGUUUGACAAGCACUCCAUGGGUGGGAAGAGCUAAAAUGCCCGAAUGAAAAUGUUAAAGCAGUCAUCAAACUUAACGUGCUUCUUCUGCUGUUCAACCCUUGAGCACGAUUUUUUUUUUUCCUUAAAUGAUGAAACAUGUUAAAGCAUCAGGUUGACAUGAAAAAAUACAUUCCCUGCUGGGGCUGUCUUUUAAUCUAAAUAAACAUUUUGAGCUGCAUUUGUCUCUGUUUUACUUGUUCUUUAACCGGAGAAUGUCUGCACUGG